Messenger RNA from Musa acuminata AAA Group (dessert banana), 1103 nucleotides. Its product is annotated as protein SMALL AUXIN UP-REGULATED RNA 12-like. Bases 329 to 793 code for a protein of 154 amino acids. The record is from RefSeq and is a predicted model, not a curated record. NCBI's taxonomy places the organism in Eukaryota, Viridiplantae, Streptophyta, Magnoliopsida, Zingiberales, Musaceae. Gene Ontology annotation, biological process: response to auxin. The transcript has 3 exons.
AAUUGACACGUGGACGGACCAUUCCCUGUUGGCGAGAGAGGGGGCGUAAGCAUCAUUGUUGGGGCCAAAACUGUCAUUCUAGUUUCGACUAUAAACAGGCCCUUCUUUUUCUCCUCCCUUUCCUCUCCUCGCUCUUCUCUGUUUCUCUCGACAGCCCUUCGUUUCCUUCCGCAAUGGCAGCAUCUCCUCCCUGUUCGUGAACGCCUCUCCAUCUGCGAUGCCUCGGAAGUCAGAAGAACUAUGAAUUCUUGUGAUCACUGAUACUUGGUGUGCCUGAUUCAUCACUGUUGGUACUCUGUGUGUCCAUUGCUUGUUAAGUCCUCCCACCAUGAGCGACGAAAGUGUGAAGAUGACAGGGAUCUGGCAGAUAGUAAGACUCAGAGAGAUGCUGCAUAAAUGGCAAUUGGUUGCCCUCAGUAAAAAGGAGGAGCAACCAUGUUCAUCUGGUAUUCCCCCUUCUGUCGACAAGCGCCUAAAGAAUGUGUUGUCCCAAUGUGACUCAGAUGAAGAGAGCUGCCAAAGCCCGCAACCCCCACCUGAUGUCCCCAAGGGUCACUGCCCGGUCUACAUAGGACCAGAGCAGCGGAGGUUCGUCAUACCGACAAGUUACCUGAGCCUUCCAGUGUUUAAACUGCUCCUAGAGAAGGCUGAGGAGGAGUUUGGAUUUGAUCAUCAGGGCGCGCUCAUGAUCCCUUGUGAGGUGGAAACUUUCAAGUAUAUUCUCCUCUGCAUGGAAAGAUAUAAAAAGGGCCUCAUUGAUGAUGAAGGAAAUCCAACAGGCUUAGAGGAAUAGUACUACUUGGACUUGUUUGCAUUCUGCAGUGUCGAAGGCCUGAUUCAUUUACAGCUAAGUGGUUGCCUUCUGAUCAAAGAUAGAGAUUUCGUUUUUGCUAAGACAAAUUUGUUGGAAUCCUAUGUACUCAGUGUAUUGCGUGUAAGGAUUUGAGGUUCAACCCUUUCUGUUUUCCUUCUUCUUCCCUUCUUUUCCUUAUGAAUCAAUGGGUUUGCUGUACUGGUUCUUUACAGUCUCGAGAAAUGAUUCUGUUAACAUGUGACUAUUGUGAUCCUUGGUUUCGAUUAAUCCACUUUUGUUGGUUAUUACA